AGUUUGACUUGGUUAGUUUUUUUGCGGGCUUGUUAUAACCAUCACCAGCAGAUGCCGGUGAUCCCCAUAACUUGUCCUGUAUGUCUCAGCACAAUAGUGCCAGAUGACAAUCUUAGCAACCCCGGAUGUGGUCACGUGUUCCACACAUCAUGCAUAGAAGAGUGGUUCAGAGUGCAUAAAUGUCGAACAUGUCCGCAUUGUAGAAAGACUUCACGCCUAGCGCAAUCACAUGCCAUAUAUUUACAAUUCGACGAAAACGCGCUAAAUGAAACACUUCCACGAGUUUAUUGCCACAGUGAUGAAGUAGAAUUAGUUCCAAAAACUAGCGCAGAACUGGAAAAGGAUAAUGAUAGGCUUAAACGCGAAUUGACCAAAGUGAAGUCAGAGCUGUCCAGUUAUAGUACUAAAAUGGAACAGGAAAAAACAUCGAGAGAGCAGACAAUUUCGUAUCUAAGCAACCAGGUAACUAACAUGGAGUCAAAUCUCUCUGAAAAAAAUGAGCAGUGCGCGUCUUUAACUAGAAAAGUCAGUUCGAUUAAUGAUUCGCUUGUGCAAGCUAGAAAUGAUGUAAAUAGAAAAGUAUUUAAGAUUCAGGAUUUAGAGCGACAACUUCAUUCUGCCAAGAGUCGCUUCGAAGCUGAAGUUGAAAGGCCCUGUUUGAUUCGUAGUCUUCUGAAUGCUAAAAGUAGUGAAAUAAGAGCAAAGGUGGAAAAUUAUAAGCAAAUGGGUGAUCAUGGAAUCCAGGUUUUGUCCGAGUUUGCUGUUGCCGCAGACAGCGAAGCCCGACGACUUAAAAACGAACUGAGAAACUUGCGCGUGGAAGUCGAAAUGUUGAAAGAGAAUUCGGAAAGUUCAAGACGAAGCAAUAUCGAAUUGACUUCACGAGACUUUCCUACUAGCAAACUUUCUUCGUUGAAACGCCAAUUUUCUGGAACAAGUACUUAUAAUUUGGACGAGACUCUUGAUCAUAGCGCUGAUUUGAGGUCAAAGGACUUGAAAAGGUCUGCGAAUGAAAACGCUCAUAGCAGGCUUUCAGAUAUUUUAUCUUCGGCAGAUGAAGGCAAAGAAAACUCAUUUAUCGAAGAGAUAGCGAAUGAACAAAGUGUGCGGUCAUCGUCCGGGUCUAAAAACAGCAGUCAGGAUCUUAAAGCCGGAACUUCUAAGGCAGGUGCUGUAAAGAAAAAAGCUUUCGUUCCGGUUCAUAGCGAUGACGAUGAUAUUUUGAUGGAACAAACAAUCAUGAUCGAAUCGCCAGAGUUUAGAAAUCCACUUUCAAAAGUCAAGGGAAGUCUACUCAAUCGAAAUAGCAGUAAACCCAAUUCCAAAGGCAUUAAAAGGUCUUAUAACGGACUGGGGUUCAGUUCUGCGCCGCUAUUCCAAAGAAGUAAUAGCUUUCGCAAGUAAACUGUUGCAAUACUGACACAACAAAUUUUAAUACUUGUGAUUUGAUUUUUGAAAUAGCGGUUUGUUAG
This is a messenger RNA of Symsagittifera roscoffensis, 1472 nucleotides long. Its product is annotated as E3 ubiquitin-protein ligase TRAIP-like. Gene Ontology annotation, molecular function: ubiquitin protein ligase activity. The transcript has a single exon. The record is from RefSeq and is a predicted model, not a curated record. NCBI's taxonomy places the organism in Eukaryota, Metazoa, Xenacoelomorpha, Acoela, Convolutidae. The coding region runs from base 52 to 1404 and encodes 450 amino acids. Gene Ontology annotation, biological process: replication fork processing; protein ubiquitination. Gene Ontology annotation, cellular component: nucleus; site of DNA damage.